GUCAAAAGCGUGCUGCGCAACGCCUUCGAGAAACUGGGGAAGAUUGGCGGCUGCCAGCUUCACGUUUUCAUCGGGCGGACGACACACGGCGCCGCCGUGGUCGGGGAGAAUGCUGCUGUGGGUGCGUUUCGCAGUCACACACGGGAGCUGUUGG
Symbiodinium pilosum is the source of this 154-nucleotide messenger RNA. The record is from the annotation of a GenBank genome assembly. NCBI's taxonomy places the organism in Eukaryota, Dinophyceae, Suessiales, Symbiodiniaceae.